Cygnus atratus (black swan) is the source of this 735-nucleotide messenger RNA. RefSeq names its product olfactory receptor 14C36-like. Gene Ontology annotation, biological process: G protein-coupled receptor signaling pathway. The record is from RefSeq and is a predicted model, not a curated record. NCBI's taxonomy places the organism in Eukaryota, Metazoa, Chordata, Aves, Anseriformes, Anatidae. Gene Ontology annotation, cellular component: membrane. Gene Ontology annotation, molecular function: olfactory receptor activity. The annotation marks the transcript as partial. The transcript has a single exon.
GACCUGGGCUGCAUCUCCACCACUCUCCCCAAAGUCAUGGCCAAUUCUCUCUGGGACACCAGGGCCAUUUCCUAUGAAGGAUGUGCUGCACAGGUUUUUUCGUUCCUCUUCUUCAUAUCAGCAGAGUUUUAUCUUCUCACCAUCAUGGCCUACGACCACUACAUUGCCAUCUGCAAGCCCCUGCACUACGGGAGCCUCGUGGGCAGCAGAGCUUGUGCCCAGAUGGCAGCAGCUGCCUGGGGCAGUGGCUUUCUCAAUGCUGUCCUGCACACGGCCACUACAUUUUCCCUGCCCCUCUGCCAAGGCAAUGUUGUGGACCAAUUCUUCUGUAAAAUUCCUCAGAUCCUCAAGCUCUCCUGCACAGACUCCUAUCUCAGGGAAGUUGGAUUUCUCAUGUUCAGUGCAUUUUUGGGGUUUGGAUGUUUUGUUUUCAUUGUGCUGUCCUAUGUGCAGAUCUUCAGGGCUGUGCUGAGGAUGCCCUCUGAGCAGGGCUGGCGCAAAACCUUCUCCACAUGUCUUCCUCACCUGGCCGUAGUUUCCCUGUUUAUCAGCAUGGCCAUGUUUUCCUACCUGAAGUCCCUUUCCAUCUCCUCCCCAUCCCUCAACAUGGCAGUUGCAAUUCUGUAUUCAGCAGUUCCCCCAGCAGUGAACCCCCUCAUCUACAGUGUGAGGAUUGAAGCACUAAAGGAUGCUAUUUUGAAAGUGCCUUUAAGGACAUUUUUUAAGGAAUCAUAA